Dissoconium aciculare CBS 342.82 is the source of this 935-nucleotide messenger RNA. RefSeq lists its product as uncharacterized. The record is from RefSeq and is a predicted model, not a curated record. The coding region runs from base 199 to 786 and encodes 195 amino acids. The transcript has 2 exons. NCBI's taxonomy places the organism in Eukaryota, Fungi, Ascomycota, Dothideomycetes, Mycosphaerellales, Dissoconiaceae.
ACCUACCUAGGUAGGCAGUGAUAACCACAGCGGCACAGUAACGUAACCUUGCACUCAUGAGAAGCAAAAGUGUGCUCUGCGCUCUUUUUCCUCCCUAGUCAUGGAGCACGAGAUGUUUAUUCAUCAAGCUGGACUGCCAUCCUGACAUCCUCUUCUACUCGUAUCACAACAAACAUACUACAGCAGCAAGGGGAAGCAAUGUCUGCAGCCUCAGCCUAUCAACAAGUCGUCGAGGACGGCUUCACCUCGUCUUAUGAUGCACCAUCCCGAAACACGACCAAUGGUACGGCGGGCUAUCCUCACUACCAGUGUCGGACCACGGCCAUACCAGUGAUAGAUACUCCGUCGCCGUACUGCGUCGUGCCAGGAGGGUCGCCGAGGAUGGACCAGUGUUGCUCCGAAUUGAGCAAUGGGACUUCCACUCCCCAACUCAAACCGGACUGCUACGUGUGGUGCUCCGUGGAUCUGGUUCAUGUGCCCGGCGGGCAGGACCCGUUGCUACCUACCCUCAACGCCUUCUUUUCCUGUCUGACGGAGGGCAAGGGCACGUACUUUCCUCUGGCGUGCAACAAUGGGACUGGCGGCGCAUCGGUCCCGACAACGUCACACUCAUCGACUGCGACUGCAACGACCACGACCACGACCUCCACAAGCACGACUGCUUCUCCCGCCGCGCCGACGACGACACGUCCAUCUCAAGCCGGCUUGGGUGCUGUUCGGCGCGGCGGGGCUACCAUCGCUGGGUUGUUUAUUUUCCAGGCUGUCCUUGCCCAUGUGGUGGCUUAGGCUAGCUGAUGAAUCCAAUUUCGAAUCAAAAGAGCAUGUCCAUAGUGGUGGUGAGAUUUUGCCGGCGACUUGGCUGUUUCCAGAAACCAUUGUAGACCUGAACAGGGAAUAAUUAAACUUCGAUCUCAAAUUCACCAAGUAAUUCACCG